AUGUCCCCGUUGGAAUUUGAGAAGCAAGGUCUAGGUGCUACCAAAACUUACACUGUUUCUUCAUUGACAAACUCUUUCAAAAAUGUCAAACUAGUCGUGCCUGGUCAAGGAGGACGUCGAAGAUCCAGUGUACUUCGACGAAUGUCUGUUGGACACCAAAUGGAUGCAACACCUAAAAUAAAGUUAGGCACUCAACCAUUGGAAACUCAGGUCUUCGACGACGAAUCUUCUGAUGAGGAAUUAUACAAGAGAUCAAAUUCAAAUAGGAGCUAUAAAAUCGGAGAUUUUCAGCCAUUGAAGGUUCUAGGACAAGGUGCAUAUGGAAAAGUUUUACUUGUUAAAAAUAAGUAUAACGGGAAGCUCUUUGCGCAAAAGGAGCUGAAGAAAGCUUCUGUUAUUAUGGAUAACAAAAACGUAGAAAGGACAUUUUCUGAGAGAACCAUUUUGUCGAAAAUAACAUCACAUCCAAACAUAGUCAAACUGUUCUAUGCAUUGCAUGAUCACUAUAAAUUAUAUCUGCUUAUGGAAUAUAUUCCUGGUGGUGAGCUGUUUCGGUAUUUAGUCCACGAGAAGUUUUUAAAUGAAAAAAAGACAAGUUUUUACAUAAUUCAAAUGUCGAUGGCAUUAAAGUUUUUACAUGAAUUUGGAAUUGUUUAUCGUGAUUUAAAACCCGAGAACUGUUUACUCGAUAGAGAUGGAUAUUUGAUUUUAACCGACUUCGGAUUAGCCAAAAAGUCGACUCAAGAUGAUAAUUCGUCGAACCGGUGCAACUCAGUUAUAGGCACACCGGAAUAUUGUGCUCCGGAAAUCUUGAAAGGUGAAAACUAUGGAACCUUAUCAGAUUGGUGGUCUUUGGGGUGUGUUGCAUUUGACUUGUUAACAGGAAACCCGCCAUUCACUGGGAACAAUCAUAAACAAAUCAUAGAUCGAGUCCUAAGGGAAAAACCAAAGUAUCCUUUUUAUGUUAGUGGCACAAGUAAAGAACUCUUGAAUAAAUUACUAGUUAGAGAUCCCAACAAGAGGUACAACGUUGAUUCUAAUUGGGACAAAUUUCAAAAAUUCCAGUUUUUCAGAUACUAUAACUUUGAAGACGUUGAAAAUAGGGUUGUUGAACCGCCAAUUAAACCGAAGAUUACAAAUUUGGAGAUGGCUGAGAAUUUUGAUGAUGAAUUCACAAGUUUGAAAAUAAGUGACUUGAAUGAACCAGUAGACAUCAAGAACGAAGCCACCGUUGACGACGCAUUCCUUGGCUUCUCGUAUACAGCUAGCAACUCUCUUAUUGACUCCUAUCUAUAA
Molecule: messenger RNA, 1296 nt
Organism: Pichia kudriavzevii
Lineage: Eukaryota; Fungi; Ascomycota; Pichiomycetes; Pichiales; Pichiaceae
Exons: 1
Coding region: 1-1296 (431 amino acids)
Biological process (GO): protein phosphorylation
Molecular function (GO): ATP binding; protein serine/threonine kinase activity
Source: RefSeq, a predicted model, not a curated record